CCGUCAACCACAUACAUCACAUCCCACCAACAGAAGCAAUCCUCAACCACUGCGCAGCGCUUGAGUCAGUCAGGUCUUUGCUGCAACUAUGUCCGCGGGCACGGUAUUUAUCUUUAAGUUCGUGGGGACUGUCAGCGUGGGGCUGCUAACGGGGCUAUCAGCAACCCUCAGCGCCGUCUCCCUUCCAGCCCUUCUCUCCCUCCCCACUGCGCUCACAGCCCGCCAAACUCUGACCGACCUUUCCACACGAUCCCGCGUCUUCUCAACCUACCUUCGCCACAUCACCACCUUCUCCCUCUUCUCCGCAUACCUUCUCUCACCGCGACGCUUCCGUCAUCCAUAUCUCCUGUACGUGUCGCUAUUCACGGCUGCAUCCGGCCCUGGCGUGGACUAUGCGUUUUCGACCGUCGGAUCAGAAGAGCGGCAUGGGCGGGUGCUGGGAGAGGUCAAGGAAGGGGAGCAGAGGGAUCUGGAGGCUGGACCGGAGGAGGUCAACGGGGAGGAGGUGGGUAAGGGGCUGCAGAGUAUGAAAGCAAGAGAGGGUGUUAGGGCCAUUGUUGCGGGAAUUGGAUUCGCAAUGAGUGUUGUGGGGAUCUGGGGCGAUGGCGCAUAAGCAUGGUGCCGACGGUGUUUGAAAGGAACUGGAUGAGGGUUGUUGAAUUGGUAUAUCUUGGACUUGAGGCAAAAGCAGGAACUUCAUGCAAAAGUUACAGGCAGGGAGGGCUUGGUUUGGUACCCAGGUGAGGAAGUUUGGAGUUCAGUGCCUGGCCUCUGAUUUGUUUGUUUGGAAAUCAGGAUUAUUUCCGCUCGCAACUCCAUGUUCUAUAUUUGAGCUAUGGCUUGUACAGCACGCCAUGAUAUUCGGGAAUUGAUCACUACUUAUAUGUAAUUUCAUCUCGACACCAUUCUAGUCUUACCGUCACUGGAUGGUCCACGACAUGAUUGAAUUGGCCAUUAUGACGUUUUAUACGAC
Westerdykella ornata is the source of this 973-nucleotide messenger RNA. RefSeq lists its product as uncharacterized. Lineage: Eukaryota; Fungi; Ascomycota; Dothideomycetes; Pleosporales; Sporormiaceae. The record is from RefSeq and is a predicted model, not a curated record. Gene Ontology annotation, cellular component: mitochondrion. Gene Ontology annotation, biological process: autophagy of mitochondrion. The coding region runs from base 89 to 613 and encodes 174 amino acids. The transcript is spliced from 2 exons.